AUGGGGAUUUCUCAUAAAUGGAUGUGUGUAACGGCCCUUCUCAUUGUCUUGGUGUUGAAUUUGAGUGUAGAGAUUCUUGGUGAUGGGAAACUUGAUAAGGAGGGUUGGAGAGAUGAUUGUAGGUAUAGCCGGCGUGGCUGCUAUGGCCGUGGCCGCGGUUGGGGUGGACGGGGAGGAGGUCGGGGAGGUUAUGGUGGUCGUCCUGGUGGAGGACAUGGUGGACGUGGUGGUGGUGUGGGAGGAGGCGGAGGCUUUGGUGGUGGUGGUGGAGCAGGAGGAGGAGGAGGAGGACUAGGUGGUGGUGGCGGUUUGGGUGGUGGAGCAGGAGGAGGUGGCGGUGGUGUUGGAGGCGGUGCGGGUGGAGUUGGAGGAGGGGGAGGAGGAGGCGGCGGUGGGGGUGGAGGUGGAGGUGGUGGUCUAGGGGGAGGAUCUGGCCAUGGUGGUGGAUUUGGUGCUGGUGGGGGUGUUGGUGCCGGAGGAGCUGGGGGCGGUGGAGGUGGAGGAGGAGGAGGCGGUGGUGGCGGCGGAGGUUUAGGUGGAGGUUCAGGACAUGGUGGUGGGUUUGGUGGUGGUGCUGGUGCUGGUGGAGGAUUAGGAGGUGGUGCUGGUGGUGGCAUAGGAGGUGGUGGCGGUGGAGGGCACGGUGGAGGAGUUGGCGUUGGUAUCGGCAUUGGGAUUGGAGUAGGUGUUGGAGGUGGUUCUGGAACCGGCGUUGGAGUUGGAAGCGGCUCCGGCGGCAAAGGCGGCCCAUGA
Molecule: messenger RNA, 753 nt
Organism: Salvia hispanica
Lineage: Eukaryota; Viridiplantae; Streptophyta; Magnoliopsida; Lamiales; Lamiaceae
Source: RefSeq, a predicted model, not a curated record